This is a messenger RNA of Lodderomyces parapsilosis, 2442 nucleotides long. RefSeq names its product AAA family ATPase (gene CDC48). Bases 1 to 2442 code for a protein of 813 amino acids. Lineage: Eukaryota; Fungi; Ascomycota; Pichiomycetes; Serinales; Debaryomycetaceae. Gene Ontology annotation, molecular function: ATP hydrolysis activity; polyubiquitin modification-dependent protein binding; ATP binding. Gene Ontology annotation, cellular component: nucleus; VCP-NPL4-UFD1 AAA ATPase complex; cytosol. Gene Ontology annotation, biological process: mitotic spindle disassembly; retrograde protein transport, ER to cytosol; autophagosome maturation. The transcript has a single exon. The record is from RefSeq and is a predicted model, not a curated record.
AUGACAAAAGAAGAAGACAAGAAACAACAUUUCGAUGCUUCAGGAGCAUCCGCUGUUGAUGAUAAAACAGCCACCGCCAUUUUAAGGAGAAAGAAGAAAGACAAUGCCUUGGUUGUUGAUGACGCCACAAAUGACGACAAUUCAGUUAUCACAAUGUCAUCUAACACAAUGGAAUUGUUGCAAUUGUUUCGUGGUGACACUGUCCUUGUUAAGGGUAAAAAGAGAAAGGAUACAGUUUUAAUUGUUCUCGCGGACGACGACAUGGAUGAUGGCGUUGCCAGAAUCAAUCGUUGUGUGCGUAAUAACUUGCGCGUCAGAUUAGGUGACAUCAUCACUGUUCAUCCAUGCCCUGAUAUCAAAUACGCCAACAGGAUUUCUGUUUUGCCAAUUGCAGACACCAUUGAAGGUAUCACGGGAUCAUUGUUUGAUCUUUAUUUGAAGCCAUAUUUCGUCGAGGCGUAUAGACCAGUCAGGAAAGGUGACUAUUUUACUGUAAGGGGUGGUAUGAGACAAGUUGAAUUCAAGGUUGUUGAGGUUGACCCAGAAGAGAUUGCAAUUGUCGCUCAAGACACCAUUAUUCAUUGUGAAGGUGAACCAAUUAAUCGUGAAGAUGAAGAAAAUAAUAUGAAUGAAGUUGGUUAUGAUGAUAUUGGUGGAUGCAAGAAACAAAUGGCUCAAAUAAGAGAAUUGGUUGAAUUGCCAUUAAGACACCCACAAUUGUUCAAAUCCAUUGGUAUUAAACCACCAAAGGGUAUUUUAAUGUACGGUCCACCAGGUACUGGUAAGACUAUCAUGGCGAGAGCUGUUGCCAACGAAACAGGUGCCUUCUUUUUCUUGAUCAAUGGUCCAGAAAUCAUGUCGAAAAUGGCUGGUGAAUCCGAAUCAAAUUUGAGAAAGGCAUUCGAGGAGGCUGAAAAGAAUUCACCAUCCAUCAUUUUCAUUGAUGAAAUUGACUCCAUUGCUCCAAAGAGAGACAAAACCAAUGGUGAAGUGGAAAGAAGAGUGGUGUCUCAAUUGUUGACUCUUAUGGAUGGUAUGAAGGCAAGAUCCAAUGUUGUUGUUAUCGCUGCCACCAAUAGACCAAACUCUAUUGACCCGGCAUUAAGAAGAUUUGGUAGAUUUGAUAGAGAAGUGGAUAUUGGAGUUCCUGAUGCCGAGGGCCGUAUGGAGAUUUUGAGAAUUCACACCAAGAAUAUGAAAUUGGCUGAUGACGUUGAUUUGGAAGCUAUUGCAGCGGAGACCCAUGGUUUCGUGGGUGCCGAUAUAGCAUCAUUAUGCUCUGAAGCAGCUAUGCAACAAAUUCGUGAAAAGAUGGACCUUAUUGAUUUGGAAGAAGAAACUAUUGAUGCCGAUGUUUUGAACUCACUUGGCGUUACUCAAGAAAACUUUAGAUUUGCCCUUGGCAACUCCAACCCAUCGGCAUUGCGUGAAACCGUUGUUGAAAACGUCAAUGUUACUUGGGACGACAUUGGUGGUUUGGACAACAUUAAGAAUGAGUUAAAAGAAACCGUUGAGUACCCAGUAUUGCAUCCUGAGCAGUAUCAAAAGUUUGGUUUGGCUCCUACCAAAGGUGUUUUGUUUUUUGGCCCACCAGGUACAGGUAAAACCUUGUUGGCUAAAGCCGUUGCCACCGAAGUGUCUGCCAACUUUAUCAGUGUCAAGGGUCCUGAGUUAUUGAGCAUGUGGUAUGGUGAGUCUGAAUCCAACAUUCGUGACAUUUUCGACAAAGCCAGAGCUGCUGCUCCUACAGUUGUGUUUUUAGAUGAAUUGGACUCCAUUGCUAAAUCGAGAGGAGGUUCCAAUGGUGAUGCUGGUGGUGCUUCGGAUAGAGUUGUUAACCAGUUAUUGACCGAAAUGGAUGGUAUGAAUGCCAAAAAGAAUGUUUUCGUCAUCGGUGCUACCAAUAGACCUGAUCAAAUUGACCCAGCAUUGUUGAGACCCGGUAGAUUGGAUCAAUUGAUUUAUGUUCCAUUGCCAGAUGAAGCGGCUAGACUUUCAAUCUUGAAGGCUCAAUUGAGAAACACUCCAUUAGAACCCGGAUUAGACUUGAACGAAAUUGCCAAGAUCACUCAUGGAUUUUCUGGUGCUGAUUUGAGCUACAUUGUGCAAAGAGCUGCCAAAUUUGCUAUUAAGGACUCAAUCGAGGCUCAAGUUAGGGCCAGCAAGGAGAAGGGAGAGGAAGAUGUUGAAAUGAAGGGAGAUGGUGCUGCUGCUGAGGAAGAAUCUGAUCCUGUUCCAUAUAUCACUACCUCACACUUUGAAGAGGCAAUGAAGACAGCAAAGAGAUCGGUCUCUGAUGCUGAACUACGUCGUUAUGAGGCAUAUGCCCUGCAGUUGAUGGCCUCGAGAGGCCAAUUUACUAACUUCAAGUUUAACCAGGGAGGUGCAUCAUUUGGCGCGGAACAACAAAAUCAAGAAGAAGAGGAUGAUUUGUACAGCUAA